AAAGCUUAUUUCUUCAAGUAAAUGUUCCUGUGAAAGUAACAUAAAUGUAUUUGUGAUAAUCAUGUGUUAUGUCAUUGUGACAUCCCGUACGCUAUUAUGGACACUUCUUACCAUAGCUACAACAUUAGCUAUGGUGGCGGCGGUCAUUACACCCAGCUGGCUCAUCGGAGCUCCAAGAAAGCCGGGUCUCAGGACAAGACAACAACUUCUGGUUCGCAGUGAUUUUAACAAUAACGAGUUAUUCUCUCCGACCUUAGGUAUUUAUAAUCGUUGUACCAAACUUCACGAGAUUAAUCAACUUUUUACCGAUAACUGUGCUCCUUUUGUAACAAGUUUUGGUAUGCCAUCUGACGAUUUUCCCAAUUUUUGGAAAGCGGCGCUCGUUUUCUUUGCUUGCGGCUUAGUCUUGAUGAUUUUUACCGUCUUCACUUCUCUUCUGGGAUGCUGUAUUCGAAGUAUAGUGAGGAAAAGCAUUUUUACAAUCUCAGGGACCAUUCAGGCAAUUGCUGGUAAGUUUAAUACAGUAUUUAAAUUUUUAAAUAAAAAUGUUUUAAUUAUCAAUGCUAAUAUCAAAAUUUACAGAAAUCUUAUGUACUAUAUAAUUAUUAUUAUAGAUUAUAUAUAAAAACAUAUGCACCACAGAUGUUCAUUGCCCUUCUUAGAUAAGGUUUUAA
Messenger RNA from Centruroides sculpturatus (bark scorpion), 674 nucleotides. Its product is annotated as LHFPL tetraspan subfamily member 2a protein-like. The transcript is spliced from 2 exons. The record is from RefSeq and is a predicted model, not a curated record. Gene Ontology annotation, cellular component: membrane. Bases 62 to 625 code for a protein of 187 amino acids. Lineage: Eukaryota; Metazoa; Arthropoda; Arachnida; Scorpiones; Buthidae.